UUCCAGCUCUCCUCCCUCCUCCCUCGGUCGCCGCUGCAGUCUGACGCCAGGAGGAGGAGGAGGACACCAUCGGACCCAAAGUAGCCCGGGAAGACGAUUAGUUAUGACGGACGCCAACGAGGGGGCGCUUCCUCCUCCUCCUCCUCCUCCUCCUCCUCCUCCUCCUCCUCCUUCUUCUCCGUUGCUGGGGUGCGCGUAGAGAUGAGGAUUCCCGCGGUGGUGGCGUGGAUGCCCGCCAUAGCGGCUCAAGUGCUCACCGAGAGGGGAAACGUGCUCAGAGCAAAGUCGGCCUGCCACCGUUGAGGAGGACCUCCGUGCAGGUUCACGGUGGCCGCAGAGGAGGAGCUUCCUGAUCCAUGGAGAAUUACUUCCAGGCCGAGGCUUUCAACCUGGACAAGGUUUUGGAUGAAUUUGAGGAGAAUGAAGAUGAGACAGACUCCCCCCGUCUCUCGGAUGCCAAGUGGACGCAGAUUCUUGCCCCACCGGCUCACCUGCUCUCGCUGAACCCCGCCCUGGCCCACGCCGACAUCAGUCCCCAGGAGAGUCCGCAGCCGCUGAAGACCCUCCCUGACCCCAAAAGACCUUUGGCCGCUGAGCCGGUCGAUGUCCACAGCCCACCCCUGCCGCAGCCCAACAUUGGCAAACUAGUGGGAGCGGUUGACCGGUCGCCACCGCCCGACACGGCCUGCGAGGAGCAGCGAGGGGACGCCUCCGUCGCGUCCUGCUUCACCUUUGAGGUGGGACUUGAGCAAGAAGGGGCUCCCUCUGAGAAGGUUCAUCCACACGUGGAGAUCGCUACACUGAAUGGAGAGGACGGUUUGCUGGAUUUUGACCAAGCAAGACUAAAAAGUGGAGAACAGGUAGAAAGUCUUCUGAAUGAAGGCGCAGGUAUUGACUCCUUGACAAGACCUGAAUCUGAGCAGCUCCUUCCCAAUGGCUUGCAAUCUGAGAACGGCAGCAGACUAAAUGUACGGGAGGAGGAGGAGGAGGAGGAGGAGGAGGAGGAGAGUUUUUCUCCCUCACCUGUGCCCUCCAAGGAAGACUCUGUGACAGAGGAAAAGGAGAUGGAGGAGAGCAAGCAGGAAAACGGUGAUGGGUUGGUGUUGGGCGGUGUUCGAACAAAACUGAACAACAGCCGUCUCCAACCAGUCAGCGUCCCGUAUGGCGGGGCGCGACCCAAGCAGCCCGUUAGCCUCAAACUCCAAAUCCCGCAGCCUUUAGCGGGACAGGUGCAGAAUCAGCUCAGUAGCAAGAAUAAGAACCUAGACAGCCGCAAGGGGACACCUCCUGAAACCGCGCUCGUUGGGACGGAGGUGACUCCGGUGGUGAACGGUGUCACUGUCCUCCCCCCUUCCCCCCUCGCGUUCUCAUCAGAGAGUCCGGACAACGACCUCCAGGCGGGACAGCAGCAGGGCUCGCUUGGUGGAAAGCCCCGCAGUUCGCUGGGUGAGGUGGCCCCCGUGUGGGUGCCUGACUCGCAGGCCCCGGUCUGCAUGAGGUGCGACGCUAAGUUCACGUUCACCAAGAGGAGGCACCACUGCAGGGCUUGUGGCAAGGUGUUCUGCGCCACGUGCUGCAGCCUGAAAUGCAAACUAGCGUACAUGGACGGGAAGGAGGCUCGCAUCUGCAUCACCUGUCAUUCGGCUCUCACUAGCGCUCGGACGUCGUUGGACUCCCAGCUGACAUCUGGCAACAACCAGAGUCCCAACCCCAACAACCCGGCCGAGUACUGCUCCACCAUCCCCCCCCUGCAGCAGGCUCAGGCUUCGGGCAUGCUUGGCUCACCUCCGCCCACUGUCAUGGUACCGGUGGGCGUCCUCAAGCCAUCUGGCAACGAGGUAUCUGUCACUCGGGAGCAGAGGAGGGUUUGGUUUGCCGACGGCGUCUUACCAAACGGUGAUGACGCAGAGUCCCCCAAAGCUCCCCCGCGCUUGGAGCGGCCCGGCAUCUCAUCGCAUUCAAGCAAAACGGCUGGCUCAGACACAGUAGAGGCGGCCCCCGCUGCAGUGGGCCCGCCGGGCAGCCCUGUGGGCAGCGCCCUCAGCCUGAUCCCGGAGGACGGGCUCCCUCCCAUCCUCAUCUCCACCGGAGUCAAAGGAGGUACGGGAGGCCACAUCACAGAUUAUGCAGUGGAGGAGCGUCCAUCGGCGAUGGUCCUGAUACAGCAGCUGGAGGAGGGAGGCCCCGACCCGCUGGUCUUUGUCCUCAACGCUAACCUGCUCGCCAUGGUCAAGCUCGUCAACUACGUCAACAGAAAGUGUUGGUACCUGACGACAAAGGGGAUGCACGCCGUUGGCCAGGCUGAGGUUGUUGUUCUGCUACAGUGUCUACCCGACGAGAAAACUAUCCCCAAGGACAUCUUGACACACUUUGUGCAGCUGUACCGGGAGGCCCUCAGCGGGAAGGUGCUGGGCCACCUGAGCCACUCCUUCUUCACGCAGAGCUUUCUGGGCAGCAGGGAGCACGGCGGAUUCCUCUACGUCAGCCCCUCAUUCCAGUCAUUACAGGAUCUACUGCUACCAAAUCCUCCCUUCCUCUUCGGCGUGCUCAUUCAGAAGUGGGAGACGCCCUGGGCCAAGGUCUUCCCAAUUCGCCUUAUGCUGCGGCUGGGUGCCGAGUACCGAUUUUAUCCGUGCCCGCUAUUCAGUGUGCGUUUCCGAAAACCGCUUUUUGGGGAGACCGGUCACACCAUCAUGAAUCUCCUGGCUGACUUUCGCAACUACCAGUACGCACUUCCAGUGGUGAAAGGCUUAGUAGUGGACAUGGAGGUGAAGAAGACGAGCAUCAAGAUCCCCAGCAACCGCUACAACGAGUUAAUGAAGGCCAUGAAUAAAUCCAAUGAGCAUGUGCUGGCCAUGGGUGCGUGCUUCAAUGAGCGCGCCGACUCGCAUUUGGUGUGUGUGCAGAACGACGAUGGCAACUACCAGACGCAGGCCAUCAGCAUCCAUCACCAGCCGCGCAAAGUGACGGGCGCUUGUUUCUUCGUGUUCAGCGGUGCCCUGAAGCCCUCAUCAGGCAUUUUAGCCAAAACCAGCAUUGUAGAAGACGGUGUGAUGAUCCAGAUCACGGCGGAGACCAUGGACAGUCUACGCCAAGCCUUGAGGGACAUGAAAGACUUCACCAUCAUGUGCGGGAAAGCUGACCAGGAGGACAAUCAGGAGCUGGUGCACAUCCAGUGGACUGAAGACGACCACGACUUCAACAAGGGGGUCAUCAGUCCAAUUGAUGGAAAGUCGAUGGAGUCCAUCGCCAGCGUGAAGAUCUUCCACGGCUCCGAGUUCAAGGCCAACGGCAAAGUGAUCCGUUGGACGGAGGUGUUUUUCCUCCAGAGUGACGACCAGCCCAGCGGCCUGAGCGACCCGGCCGACCACAGCCGACUAACAGAGAAUGUGGCCCGGGCCUUCUGCAUGGCGCUGUGCCCACACCUCAAGUUGCUGAAGGAGGACGGCAAGGCCAAGCUGGGCCUGCGUGUCACACUUGACUCGGAACAGGUGGGCUACCUGGCGGGCAGCAACGGGCAGCCCCUUCCUCCGGCGUACCUCAGUGACCUGGACAGCGCGCUCAUCCCCGUCAUCCACGGCGGCGCAUGCCAACUUAGCGAGGGUCCCGUGGUCAUGGAGCUGGUCUUCUACAUCCUGGAGAUCAUCUCCUAAGAACACAAGGCGGCUUUUUUUUUACGUGAAAUGAGACCCUUUGACCGUCAGGUGGCGUCAUGUAGCUCCAAAGACUCACGGCCAAGCGCUCGGACCUCGCUGACUACAACGGAUGCACCAGAUGCCCUUUUUUUAAUUUUUUUUUUUCCCCCUGCACUCGGUGCUCAGUGCCUGCUUUUUUGGUUCAUUUCAUUGCUAAAGCUUUACUCUUCAGUCAUCACAUGCAUUGACUUCCUGUACAUUGUGGGUGGGUGUGUGUGUGUGUGUGUGGGGCGGAAGAAGCAGCGUGUAGCCUCCAGAGAUUACACACACACAAAAAAAAACUCAAUAAGGACAAUGGUGAGAAUUAGACUACAGGUUUCAAUGCUUUAUCACACCUCAGCCAGUUGGGAGGGGGGGAAAAGCGAGACAAACACUGUUUGCGGUGGUGUUUGAAUCACAAAGAUGUAAAAAUACAUAAUUAUAUAUAUAUAAAUAUAUAUAAAAGUGAAAUAAAAUGCAGAAAAAAUGCACUGGAUUCUAAGCCAUCUCCAAGAGUUCUUGAAAAGAUCCGAGAAUGAGUUUGAAUGUACUUCAUCGCAAGUUCGCCCGCCCUGUGGCAUGGACCUGGCUGGGAUGCCCCAAGAAUGUAUCCCUUGUCUUUUUUUUUUAAAUAUAUUUCUGUACAGUCUCCGUCUUAUUAUUAGUGCCUGUGACGGAUUUUAUUAAAGCCAACCUGUCGUCAGACUCUCCUCCCAUCGAGACAAUCGGGUGCUUGCUCACGUGUGCUGUGGCAAACUCAAAUAGAAUCAUCUUUUAUUAGCUGAAGCACAGGCACAGGAUUUACUUUCCUGCGUUUUUAACCCGUCACACUCAUGCACACAGCAAAUGAGGUGCCACCCCCACGCACCCGUUUUUGUGU
This is a messenger RNA of Syngnathoides biaculeatus (alligator pipefish), 4554 nucleotides long. RefSeq names its product zinc finger, FYVE domain containing 9a (gene zfyve9a). Lineage: Eukaryota; Metazoa; Chordata; Actinopteri; Syngnathiformes; Syngnathidae. Gene Ontology annotation, molecular function: metal ion binding. The record is from RefSeq and is a predicted model, not a curated record. The transcript has 19 exons. Gene Ontology annotation, cellular component: early endosome membrane. Gene Ontology annotation, biological process: endosomal transport. Bases 357 to 3653 code for a protein of 1098 amino acids.